Diaporthe batatas is the source of this 3076-nucleotide messenger RNA. RefSeq lists its product as uncharacterized. The transcript has 3 exons. Gene Ontology annotation, biological process: DNA-templated transcription; regulation of DNA-templated transcription. Bases 276 to 3029 code for a protein of 917 amino acids. NCBI's taxonomy places the organism in Eukaryota, Fungi, Ascomycota, Sordariomycetes, Diaporthales, Diaporthaceae. The record is from RefSeq and is a predicted model, not a curated record. Gene Ontology annotation, molecular function: DNA-binding transcription factor activity, RNA polymerase II-specific; zinc ion binding; DNA binding.
CUUGGUCUCUCCAGGGUAUUCAGUCGUGCCCGUUGACUCGGGACGCAUGAGCCCCUCAGCCAGAUCCACCCGCCAGAGGGGCUACCCCAGAAAGCCCGUCGAUAGCGACCCACUAGCACCGACACGCCUCAAUCUCGGACCCAUUGUUUGUGAUAAGCUCGGCACUCGGCGUGCACCCUGGCGGCUACGACCCUCCUCCGGGCCCUCGUCUCCCCCCACGGGCGUCCUCGACGGCUCCCGGGGCUGCAUAUUCGUCACCUCAGCACGCGGGAACAAUGGAGCCAAGCACCGAACACGACUCCAAGCGACCGGCCCGGGACCUGGAGGGGGAUGAGGUGGUCGUCGUGCACCAGGACCAGGACCAGCAGCAGCAGCAGCAGCAUCACCAUCAUCAUGCACUCAGCCCCCCGCACUCGAAGCGCCGCCGGGUGGCGGACAGCGUCCGGGUCCGCGCGGCACGGGCGUGCCAGCGCUGUCGACGGCUCAAGGAGAAGUGCGACGGACGACACCCGUGCCAGCGCUGCUCCCGGUCGGGGCGGAGCUGCGAGUUCACUCCCGUGGCCGCCGGCUUCACCGCCCCCGCGAGCUCGCUCCCGACCAAGCAGCGGGCCUCACAUGCCCCCGCGGCCUCGGUCAGGUCCGUCGGGGAGAGCAGCAGCGGGGGCGGCGAUGACAGCCGGUCCGAGGAGAGGGUCAAGUGCCUUGAGAGCCUGGUCCAGCACCUCUUGGGCAACGUGCCGAUGGACCUGAGCAACCUCCGGCGCAUGUCGGACAAGGUCAGGCAGAGGCCUGCCACCGCGAGCGAGGUUGGAGAUGAGAGGCCCGAGCCUGAGUAUCUCGAUGACCUGGCCCUUGAGGACGAGAACUUCACGGUCAAGACGCUGUCUCAGAGCAUAGCACACUAUUCCGGCGAGUUCUCGCACUGGAACUUCUCCCAAAAGCUGCGUCGACGGCUGAGCCAGUGUCUGGACUCGGAUAUACCCAUCUCAUCCGCCAGACUGGACGCCCGCGAUGCAAGAAACCUGCCCCAUGCUGCCGGCCGCGGCGGUGGACCUGCGCCCAAGAAGGGCAUGAAGAUCCUCGAGUACUGGCGCGCGACCCAGCUCCAGUCGCACAAGUCCCUCGUGCAGAGCGUCAUCAGCUGCCUGCCCCCGCGCGCCGUCGCCAACUUCCUCGUGCAGGUGUACUUCCGGCACGCGCAGGUCAACUGCUUCUACGUGGAGGAGUCGUGGCUGCGCAAGAAGCUCGAGUUCCUGUACGAGGCGCCCGGGCACGUCAACAGCGAGGACUCGGCGUGGGUGUGCUCGGUGCUCAUGGUCCUGGCCAUCGGGACACAGUUCGCACACAUGGCUGCUGGCGCCCCCGAGGACAACCUGUCGGAACCCGAUGUCCCGGACAGAGACGGGCAGAAAACCCCCAGUGGGCCUUCUGAUACGGACUCGGAUGUCGGCGUCACAUUCUACCAGAUGGCCUCGAAGCUCAUCCCGGACAUUAUCACCAUGGCAUCGAUGGAGAGCGUGCAGGCGUGUCUGCUCCUGGCGCACUACGCCCUACCACUCGACACACACGGACUGGCAUAUACGUAUCUCGGCCUCGGGAUCAAGAUGGCUAUCCAGAAUGGCAUGCACAGGAGAUAUGCCGGAAAUGACCUGGAUACAUGGACCAUCGAGACCCGCAACCGGUUGUGGUGGACGGCAUACACCGUCGAGAGGCGUGUCAGUGUCCUGCACGGCCGGCCGGCUUCCAUCUCCGCCACUGAGGUGGACGCUGAACUGCCCAAGGACCUGCACGAAUUCCGGGCACACGACGAGGUGUCCAGGUAUGCCAACAUGUCUGCUCUGAUAGACAUGACGACCCGUCUGGGUGAGGUGGCCAACGCCAUCACACUCCUCCGGAGGUGUCCCAGAAACCUACAGCCGACCUACUUCGAACGCAUAGUGGGGAUAUGCCAGGCCCUCCACACAUGGUGGUCCACAUUAAGCCCAGACGUGCAAAACCCAACCCCGUCCUCACCAAACUUCCGCUCAAAUGCCCACCUCAAGCUCUGCCUAUACCUAAACGACAUCUUCGUCGGCCGCCCCUUCAUCUUCUUCCAGACAAGCGGCGUCACCCCAGAGUCCGCAGCCUCCCCAGAACAGACCCGCCGCCCCACCGACACCAACCCCUCCUCGGCCUCGCCGUCCUCCCCAGCGCCCCCAAACACCUCCACCGCCGCCCCGGAGCGCCCGCGCAACCGCGCCGCCCUGGUCGAGCGCGCCGUCGAGGCCGCCAUAAACACAAUCGCCCUCCUCCGCACCCUGCACGAGACAACAGGCCUCGCGCGGUCAAGCUACACCGAGUUCAGCUCGUGCCGCGCCGCGCUGCUGGUGAUGCUCGCGCAGUCCGUGGUGCUGGGCCCGGGCACCCCGCAGCCGCGGCUCAAGGCCGCGGUCGAGAUGGGCAUGCGGCUGAUCCGGCGCAUGGCGGCGGGCAACAACGUGUCCACGCAGAGCGAGGCGAGCAUCAUCGAGGCGCUCGAGAUCGCCGUGCGGCGGCUGCACGCCAUGCAGCAGGACGCGCGGGGCCCCGGGGCCGGGGGCGGGGGCGGGGCGGACGACAAGGGGCAGACGUUUGUGGAGAUCAACGUCCGUGGGGAGAUGGACCUGGGCAAGACCGGGUAUGAGCGGUUCCGGGAGUGGGCUGCCAUGUGGCCUGUCGGUGCUGCUGGCGGCCCGGGCGAGGCGCAGCAGCCGCAGGGCCAGCAGCAGCACCACCAGGCUCAGCAGCGGUCGGUGCCGGGGGAUGAUUCUCUCAGGGGCCUGAAGAGGGCGCACGAGAUGGCCACUGUGCCUUCUCCUUAUCCCGGGAUGCCUUCUGGUCCGGGUGUGCUGGGGCCGCCGCCUGAUCUCGAGGACAGUCCGGGAUCUGCAAGGUGGAUGGCGCUGAUGGACAACGCGGGGAUGAGGAUGGACCCGCAGCUGGAUGACUUGAGCCUCUUUGGUGGGUUCCCCGAGCUCGGGGGGCUGGAUGCGUGGCCGGGACUUAUAUGAGUAGGGGAUGAUGAUUCCAGACGAGCCUGUUCAGCUGCCACAUGCCG